Messenger RNA from Colletotrichum siamense, 261 nucleotides. RefSeq lists its product as uncharacterized. Bases 1 to 261 code for a protein of 86 amino acids. NCBI's taxonomy places the organism in Eukaryota, Fungi, Ascomycota, Sordariomycetes, Glomerellales, Glomerellaceae. The record is from RefSeq and is a predicted model, not a curated record. The transcript has 2 exons.
AUGCGUCCAGCAGCCCUUUUUUCCGUUGCCGUUGCCGCUCUGGCAUCCCUGGCUCAAGCAAACCGACAUACCAAGAGGCCCAAGGAGAUCAAGGAGGGAUGCUGGUACGAAUGUGAUGACAGGUGCUUCGAAAAGACCUGGACUCUUCUCGACCUUUCAAUAUAUAAGAAUUGCAUGGGAUGGUGUCUUCAGCAUAACGCCAUGAGUAGAUUGGACGACUGCGUUCAUUUAAACGCCAUUGGCGGCGGUCUGCUUGGGUAG